Molecule: messenger RNA, 1539 nt
Organism: Hibiscus syriacus
Lineage: Eukaryota; Viridiplantae; Streptophyta; Magnoliopsida; Malvales; Malvaceae
Product: protein IQ-DOMAIN 14-like
Exons: 4
Coding region: 33-1499 (488 amino acids)
Molecular function (GO): protein binding
Source: RefSeq, a predicted model, not a curated record
UUCUUUCCCUCCACCAUUAAACAAAGAUUAACAUGGGCAAAGCUUCCAAGUGGUUCCGCAGUAUUCUCGGUCUAAAAAAACCCGACCCUCACAACCAACCUUCUUCUUCUUCCCCCAAAUCACCCCAUAAAGACAAACGCCGUUGGACUUUCGUCAAAUCCUACCGCGAAAAGGACUCCACCAACAGCAGCGGAAACGAUAAUGUCAACUUACCGUCGUCGCUAAACGGGCGUCAGCGGCAACCGAAAGACUCUGUUUCUGUAGUUGAAAGGAAACGCGGGUGUGAAGUAGAGGAUCCUAACAGGCACGCCAUAGCUGUUGCUGCCGCUACCGCCGCCGUUUCCGAAGCGGCAGUUGUUGCCGCUGAAGCUGCCGCAGCGGUGGUUAGGCUCACCAGUAGCAGUGGCAGGUGCGCGCGUGAACCGACAGCUCACAUUAGCAGCAGCAAAGAGUUAGCUGCGCUUAAGAUACAAUCCACAUUUCGUGGAUACCUGGCAAGAAGGGCAUUGCGAGCACUAAAAGGGUUAGUGAGGCUUCAAGCAUUGUUUAGAGGUCAUAUAGAGAGGAAAAGAACUGCAGAAUGGCUAAGAAGGAUGCAAGCAUUAUUGAGAGCACAAGAACGUGCACGUGCUGGCAGGACUCAAAUUUCCGAGUCUUCACAAUUGAGCUGCAAAUCUUCGCAAUUCCAUCAUAAGGAUCCAGCAACUCCUGAAAAGUUUGAGCAUGAAAUUCGGUCUAAGGGUACAAAAUAUGAACAAUCAUCAAUGCUGAAGAGAAAUGGGUCGAAGUCGAGCGGAAGGACUGUUGAUAAUCAUGAGAGAUUACAACCGGGUUGGCAUCGCCGGAGUGAUGAACAAUCAUGGGACCGACGAAUGCAUUCAACAAGAAUUAGUCCUAGUGAUGACGAAAAGAGUGACAAGAUCCUCGAGGUCGAUACAGGGAAAUCCAACUUCAUAUCUAAACGAAGAAACCUGCUUCACUCAACACACCUUGCCCUGAGUUCUGAUCUAUGUAGCUGUAGUUUCACUAAUUCUAGAGACUCUCACCAAGCAGUACCUAGUCUUUCAUCUGGUGAAGUUCAGUCUUUAACUCCAUGGAAGUUGUCUGACGCAGUAGAGGAAAGCCCUUACUGCAUUGCUGCUGAUGAUAAUAGUCCACAAUUCUAUUCCGCAUCUUCGAAAGGCGGUGGUUCUAAGAGAAGCCCUUUCACAUCUGCAAAGAGUGACGGGUCAAGAAGCUAUCUAAGCGGUUACUCCGACCACCCGAAUUACAUGUCCUACACUGAAUCAUCAAAGGCUAAGGUAAGGCCAUUUAGUGCCCCAAAACAAAGGCCUCAAUAUGAGAGAUCCAGUUCAACAAAAAGGUAUUCCAUUCAUGGUUUUGGUGAAAUGAAAUCAAAUACAAAGAGGUCAUCCCUGCAUGCAAAUUUCGCCAGCAAAGCCUACCCUGGUUCAGGUCGCUUGGACAGGCUAGGAAUGCCUGUUGGAUAUAGAUACUAAAUAAUGGUUUGGCGCAUGAGCAUGCACCUUGGUGGUGUAU